AUGAAAACUAAACAAUCACAGGAAGCCAACAAGAAAAUGAGCCUUGAGGUUGAGAUAAAGGAUGGAAAGAGUGAAAACUCUCCUUUGCCCGAAGAAAAGCUAGUUUCGCUGAUCCAAGAAAGUUAUGAUAGUUUAAGAGAUAGCCAUGAGAUAGAUUCUUCAACAGAACCAAUUUCUAAUCCUUUAAUAAAACUGGUGCUAGAAAAACUUGAAAGGCACUCUUCUUUAUACAAGUAUAUUGUCUCAGUGACCACAUUGGACGUUGGAGAUCUUAAUGAAGGAGCUAAUGAUUUCUCAUUGAGGAACGAUACGGGCGCAUCCUGGCAAUCUAAAAGGGAUGGUAUCUUCAACUACAAGUUGGAAAGUCAAAACAACAACACCUGCUAUUUGAUCACGAUUCUUUGGCUGCACAAGUAG
Molecule: messenger RNA, 417 nt
Organism: Saccharomyces mikatae IFO 1815
Lineage: Eukaryota; Fungi; Ascomycota; Saccharomycetes; Saccharomycetales; Saccharomycetaceae
Gene: TDA2
Product: Tda2p
Exons: 1
Coding region: 1-417 (138 amino acids)
Source: RefSeq, a predicted model, not a curated record